Molecule: messenger RNA, 1242 nt
Organism: Adineta steineri
Lineage: Eukaryota; Metazoa; Rotifera; Eurotatoria; Adinetida; Adinetidae
Source: the annotation of a GenBank genome assembly
UGAGAGCGAGAAAGAUAGAAUACGAGAGCGAAAAAGAAAGAAAGAGAAAGAGAGAGCGAGACAGCAAAUUAUAGAAUGAGAAAAAAAGAAGAUAAAAAUUCAUUCGAUGACAAUUUCAUGUCUUUUAGCAUCUUUCAUUUGAAUAAAAAUACUGACAAACAAUCAAAUGAACGAAUGAUUAUGAAAUGUUCAAAUGUUAUUCAACAAGACAAUAAAGAUUCUGAUGACGAUAAUCAAGACACAAAUGAAAUAAUGAUAAAGAAUGAACAAAAUGAUCAUCAACAUAGAAUGUAUGAUCGUAGUGACAUGAUUAUCAAUGGUACAAUAUCUACAAAUAUGAAUGGAAAUGCAUCAAAUUCAAGUGAAGCAAGUGAAUGUGAAAAUCGUCUUUAUUCAUGUAGUGAUUGUGGAAAAAGUUUUCAAACAUCAUCAGGUUUAAAACAACAUAGAAAUAUUCAUUCAAGUGUAAAACCCUGGAAAUGUGAAUAUUGUCCAAAAUCUUAUACACAAUUUUCAAAUUUAUGUCGUCAUAAACGAUCCCAUGCUAAUGAACGUACACAAAUUGAAUGUAAAGAUUGUGGUCAAGCAUUUCAAAGUCAUGUAGCAUUGAAUAAACAUAGAAGUUCUUGUAAAGAACGACAUGUUUCAACAACAAUGGUUGCACCAAAUUUAGCUGCUUUACUUCCAUUUAUUGAUGCUUCAUCAAUAUUAAAUCGAACAAAUAAAACUGAUAUAUCCAUAUCACCAAAUGAACCAAUAGAUUUAACAAAAUCAUUUAAACGUUCAAGACAAUCAUCAAUUGAUCAACCAAUUGAUUAUUCUAUAAUACGUAAAAAAAAUGAUUUUAAUUCUCAACACACAUCACAUGUAUUUGGUAAUGAUAAACAAGAAAAAAAAUUUAAAAAAGAAGAUAUACAUUUUUAUGAACAACAAAUGAAUGCUGUUGCUGAUAAUGAUAAUGAUGAUGAUGAUGAAGAAGAUGAAGAUGAUGAUCAUUUAUUGUCAUUAGGUAAAAAACAAAUGAAAGAUUAUGAUGAUCAUAGACCAUUAACACCAGUAUCAUCUUCAUCAAGUCCUCAAACAAUUUCAUCAUUUGAAAAAAAAACAUUUUUAUCAACAAAUGAUACAACAUUAAUUAGAAGUCGAGAUCGAUAUUCAUGUUCAUAUUGUUCAAAAACAUUUCCACGUAGUGCCAAUCUUACACGACAUCUUCGAACUCAUACAGAUAAGUAUUAUAAUUAA